UCUGCUCCUUCCUCUGCUCCAGACGGGAAGAAACACACCGCAGCAGAGAGCUUAUUGGAGUUCUUAUCGAUAUUCAAACACAUCUCAGGUUGUAGUUCCGCUGGCUGGCUCCGGUCACGUGGCCCGUCUCUCUCACAGGUAACCAUGAUGUCCACCGGAGAUGUCCAAGGAUGUCUUCGUAAACUGGAAACCCUCCUGAGGGCGAUAAAGUACCCGGGAUAUGUCGACUACAACGGCCUUUCCAAAGGAGAUCCCUCUGCUUUUCUGCCAAUUGUGAGCUUCACCCUCACCUCCUUCUCUCCACCUUUUGCUAAGCAGCUAUUGGAGGCUGGACUGGAGCUGACUGGCAAAACUGACCUCCGAUUCACUGACACUCUUUACAAGGUGCUGCGAGAUAUCUUUCACUAUAAACCCGUACUGACCAAGCAGCAGUUCCUCCAGUGGGGUUUCUCUCAAAGGAAAAUCUCUGUCAUCUGUGACAUCAUGAACUUGGUCCUGCAGAAACACAACCAGCUGAAGAAGCCGAGAGUCAGAUGUCCUGCCUCACAGAAGGAUGACCGAGGAGAAGCUCAUCCAACCCUGACUGAAGCAGACACUGUGCCCGAGAGGCCAUUUGUGAUGAAUCACAUAGAAAAUUCCUCCACUUUUCCCACAAACUUCUCCUCCCAUGAUGUAAACUGUACCUCUCAUAAUGAAGUGUACUCCUCCAAUUCUCCUGGAAAUGGGAUCACAGAGCUGGCAGGACGCGAGGAGGAGAAGGACAACAUUCCUUCCUCAUCAGAGGUGGAGGGAAGGCUCUCAGCACUGGAAGCUCAGCUAGGGAGUCUUCUGUCCGGGAUGGACAGGCUCAAUAUCCUGGAGAAACGCCUGGAGGAACUUGAAAAACAGAGAAUCACUGACAAGAGAGAUGGAGAAGUCAUCACAAUAUCCAGAGAGAGCUGGGAAAAUCUGAUGAGCAGAAUGCUGUUAUUGGAGACUAAACUAGAUCUGAGCAACAUACAGUUAAGUAUCCCGCUGCCAUGUCCGUCAUCUGACUCCUCCUCUUCUUGCACCUCCAUGUCGGAUGCUUCAAAGGAAGACCUCAAGGUCAGACUCGAGAGGAUCACCAACAUGUUGAAAAGCACCUCCAGUCUCCUGAAGAACAGAGAAUCUUCCACAACACUGCAAAUAUAAUAUGAGAAAUGAUCAUCAAUUUAGUUUGGGUUUAAUGAAAUGUAUCACAACAUUCUUGGUGGACUCUUUGAUUGCUUUGGCAUUGUCAAUGUUCCUUAUUUAACCUAAUUAUAACCAUUGUCUGCCUGUCAGCUUGCUUUGUAUUUUUCCUACCAAUAUAUCUGUACUUUAGACAAGAGAAACUCCUGUUGUAGCUUUUAACUCAAGUCUCAACUGAAAUGACUGAAUGAAUGUCAAUGAAUUAAGGCCUCGCCUGAUGAGGGCACAGUCAAUUAUUUUCUCAUUAUCGCAAAUAAAUGCACAAAUCUAAA
Molecule: messenger RNA, 1484 nt
Organism: Anoplopoma fimbria (sablefish)
Lineage: Eukaryota; Metazoa; Chordata; Actinopteri; Perciformes; Anoplopomatidae
Gene: cep44
Product: centrosomal protein 44
Exons: 10
Coding region: 145-1173 (342 amino acids)
Cellular component (GO): centrosome; spindle pole
Source: RefSeq, a predicted model, not a curated record